CGGCAAAACAAAUUAAAUGAGAACGGCGAAGAGCAGAAGUCUACGCAUUAACGAAUAACAAAGACGCCAAGUGAACAGCCAGGCCCAGUAUUUCUAGGUUGUUUGAGAAAGAAUCUCUAUGUUACGAUUUUAUCCAAAGGUUCCCAAAGGUAGUAAAUGGCCGAGCAUUGAUGGUUCUUCAUCAAAGAAUGUAAUUUCUUCGUCUAAUAUCACUCCUGACGUUGAAAAUAAUGUUAAAAAGCCUCGAAUAGAAGUUGAAAUAUCAGAGGACGACAUUGUUGGUGAUCCUGGAUUGCGUAAAGCGAUUGAAAGUUACGAUGUUAAUAUUAGAAAAGAAGUAAGAAGAGGUUAUUUGACAAAGGGUCCUACUCAACCACGUGAAUUCAAAUUUCCACAAACUGAAUUUAGUGGGUGUAUGAGAUCAUUUCAAAAGCAGUGGUUUGAAGAAUUUAAUUGGUUGGAAUAUUGUGUUGCUAAGGAUGCAGCAUUUUGUCACUUGUGUUAUUUGUUUGCUAGAGGCCAUAAAAUGGGGAUGAUGUUUUUACUAAAAUUGGUUUUAAUAACUGGAGGAAGGCUAAGGAAAAAUUCCGUGACUACGAAGGAACUCCUAAAAGCAUUCAUCAUUAUGCAAAAAUUCAAUAUUCUGGGUUCAAAAACCAAAAGCAAAAUGUGGAUUAUGUAUUAUCCCAACAAACCAAGAAAGAUGAGAUUGAUUAUUGUGCUAGAUUAACAAUUGUUGUUGAUAUAAUUCGAUUCCUUUUAGAGGGUGGAUUGGCUUUUCAAGAUCACGAUGAAUCAGAUACUUCAAUGCAUUCAGGUAAUUUCCUUGAACUCUUGAAAUGGGAGUGUAGAAGGCAUCCACAUAUAAAUAAGUUAUUAGGAAAAACUAAUGUGUUAUCAAAAGAAUUGCAACAAAAGAAUCAAAACAUAGGAAAUGUUGUUGAUCUUGUCAAGACAGUCAAGGCCGAUUUGGAAAGUUAGCUGAAUGAUUAUGGUUGGGAUUUGUUAGUUGAACAAGUGACUACAUUUUGUUCAAGUCAUGGUAUUGAUGUGCCUAAUAUGAAAGAUGUAAAACGAGACAGAGUGAAAAGACAAAAGACAGUUGAUGGUAGCCCGAAAACUUAUUACCAUUAUUUUCAUGUUGACAUAUUUCUCGAGGUUAUUGAUCGCCUUAUGCAAGAGAUGAAUAAUCGUUUUACAGACUCAUUCUCUCAUUUUGAUUUGAAACGGCUACUUCGUCUUGCUGAAUUAAACCCAGAUGAUUUUAGCUCAAGAGAAAAACGUGAACUAAAUGAACAACUUAGGUUGUUUCUUACAUUUGUCAAAUCAUCUUCAGAGUUCUCAAGUCUUCAAACUAUUGGAGAUUUGGCAAAACAAAUGGUUGAAACGGAAUGGCACACAAUUUACAGUUUAUCAAGAAUGAUUUGCGCAACAAGAUUGGAGAAGAAUUCUUGACAGAUAGCUUGAUGUAUUACAAUGAGAAAGAUACUUUUGUUAAAGUUGAGAAUGAAGACAUUAUGAGGCGAUU
Cuscuta europaea is the source of this 1528-nucleotide messenger RNA. Lineage: Eukaryota; Viridiplantae; Streptophyta; Magnoliopsida; Solanales; Convolvulaceae. The record is from the annotation of a GenBank genome assembly.